Drosophila miranda is the source of this 3217-nucleotide messenger RNA. RefSeq lists its product as uncharacterized. Bases 22 to 3186 code for a protein of 1054 amino acids. The record is from RefSeq and is a predicted model, not a curated record. Lineage: Eukaryota; Metazoa; Arthropoda; Insecta; Diptera; Drosophilidae. The transcript is spliced from 8 exons.
AGUACGCGAAAAACAAUUGAAAUGAGUACAGCUUCGCGGCCUUCUCUCUGCCUCUGUGUGUGCCUGAUGGGUGUGACAUGGGCUCUCGCACUCCCAGUCCAGACGUCUACUCCCGUGCCGAACAUUAAGGUGGAGCCUGUGACGGAUGGAUGGUCGCUGGCAACUUCUGAGGCGUCUCAAUCGGAGAGAACAUCUGAGAGCAGCUCUACAUCGCUCAGUCAUUCGGAGACCUUCACAUCGGAGAGAGCUCCUGAGAUCGUUACAUCAGAGGCAGCUAUUUUUACUGCCUUCCCAUUAGAGGCAUCUACUACAGAAAAGUCCAUUGCUAAGCCAAAUAGUCAAGGAGAAGACUCGAAAGUUGACUCCAUAACAGAGUUCUCGGAAGAGGCAAAUGAUCAAGUGCAAUGUCUGGCUGCCUUGGACAAAUUCUUGAUUGACUUUGGGGGCCGCUACCACAGUGAGAUUGAGACGGAGAAGCGCCGCAAUGUGUUCUGCGACAACUGGCGAUCGAUAAGGAAGCACAACAAACUUUUCGAACAACAUAUGAUACCUUACGAGAUGGACAUCAAUCAGUUCAGCGAUCUGACCUUCGAGGAAUGGCGACUAAAGCAAAUGCCACGCCCCGGUGUGAUGAGAGCUCCUGAGAUCGUCACAUCAGAGGAAGCCAUUUCUGGCGCCAUCCCAUUAGAGGCAUCUACUAUAGUGGAGGAAAUUCUCCAGACCUCCACAGAAAAGUCCAUAGUUAAGCCACCGACAAACAGUCAAGAAGAAGACUCGAAAGUUGACUCCAUAACAGAGGUCUCGGAAGAGGCAAAUGAUCAAGUGCAAUGUCUGGCUGCCUGGGACAAAUUCUUGAUUGACUUUGGGCGCCGCUACCACAGUGAGAUUGAGAAGGAGAAGCGCCGCACUGUGUUCUGCGACAACUGGCGAUCGAUAAGGAAGCACAACAAACUUUUCGAACAACAUAUGGUACCUUACGAGAUGGACAUCAAUCAGUUCAGCGAUCUGACCUUCGAGGAAUGGCGACUAAAGCAAAUGCCACGCCCCGGUGUGAUGAGAGCUCCUGAGAUCGUCACAUCAGAGGAAGCCAUUUCUGGCGCCAUCCCAUUAGAGGCAUCUACUAAAAUGGAGGAAAUUCUCCAGACCUCCACAGAAAAGUCCAUAGUUAAGCCACCGACAAACAGUCAAGGAGAAGACUCGAAAGUUGACUCCAUAACAGAGGUCUCGGAAGAGGCAAAUGAUCAAGUGCAAUGUCUGGCUGCCUGGGACAAAUUCUUGAUUGACUUUGGGCGCCGCUACCACAGUGAGAUUGAGAAGGAGAAGCGCCGCACUGUGUUCUGCGACAACUGGCGAUCGAUAAGGAAGCACAACAAACUUUUCGAACAGCACAUGGUACCUUACGAGAUGGACAUCAAUCAGUUCAGCGAUCUGACCUUCGAGGAAUGGCGACUAAGGCAAAUGCCGCGCCCAGGUGUGAUGAGAGCUCCUGAGAUCGUCACAUCAGAGGAAGCCAUUUCUGGCGCCAUUCCAUUAGAGGCAUCUACUAUAGUGAAGGAAAUUCUCCAGACCUCCACAAAAAAGUCCAUAGUUAAGCCACCGACAAACAGUCAAGAAGAAGACUCGAAAGUUGACUCCAUAACAGAGGUCUCGGAAGAGGCAAAUGAUCAAGUGCAAUGUCUGGCUGCCUGGGACAAAUUCUUGAUUGACUUUGGGGGCCGCUACCACAGUGAGAUUGAGAAGGAGAAGCGCCGCAAUGUGUUCUGCGACAACUGGCGAUCGAUCAGGAAACACAACAAACUUUUCCAACAGCAUAUGGUACCUUACGAGAUGGACAUCAAUCAGUUCAGCGAUCUGACCUUCGAGGAAUGGCGACUAAAGCAAAUGCCACGCCCCGGUGUGAUGAGAGCUCCUGAGAUCGUCACAUCAGAGGAAGCCAUUUCUGGCGCCAUCCCAUUAGAGGCAUCUACUAUAGUGGAGGAAAUUCUCCAGACCUCCACAGAAAAGUCCAUAGUUAAGCCACCGACAAACAGUCAAGAAGAAGACUCGAAAGUUGACUCCAUAACAGAGGUCUCGGAAGAGGCAAAUGAUCAAGUGCAAUGUCUGGCUGCCUGGGACAAAUUCUUGAUUGACUUUGGGCGCCGCUACCACAGUGAGAUUGAGAAGGAGAAGCGCCGCACUGUGUUCUGCGACAACUGGCGAUCGAUCAGGAAGCACAACAAACUUUUCCAACAGCAUAUGGUACCUUACCAGAUGGACAUCAAUCAGUUCAGCGAUCUGACCUUCGAGGAAUGGCGACUAAAGCAAAUGCCACGCCCCGGUGUGAUGAGAGCUCCUGAGAUCGUCACAUCAGAGGAAGCCAUUUCUGGCGCCAUCCCAUUAGAGGCAUCUACUAUAGUGGAGGAAAUUCUCCAGACCUCCACAGAAAAGUCCAUAGUUAAGCCACCGACAAACAGUCAAGAAGAAGACUCGAAAGUUGACUCCAUAACAGAGGUCUCGGAAGAGGCAAAUGAUCAAGUGCAAUGUCUGGCUGCCUGGGACAAAUUCUUGAUUGACUUUGGGCGCCGCUACCACAGUGAGAUUGAGAAGGAGAAGCGCCGCACUGUGUUCUGCGACAACUGGCGAUCGAUAAGGAAGCACAACAAACUUUUCGAACAGCACAUGGUACCUUACGAGAUGGACAUCAAUCAGUUCAGCGAUCUGACCUUCGAGGAAUGGCGACUAAGGCAAAUGCCGCGCCCAGGUGUGAUGAGAGCUCCUGAGAUCGUCACAUCAGAGGAAGCCAUUUCUGGCGCCAUUCCAUUAGAGGCAUCUACUAUAGUGAAGGAAAUUCUCCAGACCUCCACAAAAAAGUCCAUAGUUAAGCCACCGACAAACAGUCAAGAAGAAGACUCGAAAGUUGACUCCAUAACAGAGGUCUCGGAAGAGGCAAAUGAUCAAGUGCAAUGUCUGGCUGCCUGGGACAAAUUCUUGAUUGACUUUGGGCGCCGCUACCACAGUGAGAUUGAGAAGGAGAAGCGCCGCACUGUGUUCUGCGACAACUGGCGAUCGAUAAGGAAGCACAACAAACUUUUCGAACAACAUAUGGUACCUUACCAGAUGGACAUCAAUCAGUUCAGCGAUCUGACCUUCGAGGAAUGGAGGAUUAAGCAAAUGCCACGCCCGGUUGUCAUGGAUCAGGAUUUCUAAGGACUAAUUAAAUGAUUGCAAAUUCUACCGA